This is a messenger RNA of Prosopis cineraria, 3003 nucleotides long. Its product is annotated as TPR repeat-containing thioredoxin TTL1-like. Lineage: Eukaryota; Viridiplantae; Streptophyta; Magnoliopsida; Fabales; Fabaceae. Bases 412 to 2421 code for a protein of 669 amino acids. The record is from RefSeq and is a predicted model, not a curated record. The transcript has 7 exons. Gene Ontology annotation, molecular function: protein binding. Gene Ontology annotation, cellular component: cytoplasm.
GUAUCUCCCUGUUUUCUUUUGAAUCCUCAGUUCUACCCGCUGAGUGUGUAAUCUGUAUCCGCAAGAAAAUAAAAUAUUAGUCUCAAGUUUGUUACUCGGUUUCUCGGAAAGCCCUCUAGCGGACUCCGAGAUUUAAAUAUAUAUACACGACCUAAUCCGGGGCUUUAUAAAGUAUUGAAGUCAUCCCUGUCUACGCCAUCCCCUUCAUAAAUUCCUUUUCACCGUCUCUAAGAUUUCCUCCAACUCCAAUUUCUUACCCCUCCUGGCUUGUUUUGCCUUCUCCGUCUCUUUAUAUCCUUCAGUUUAUAGUGACUUCGCUGUCAUUCGUGUCGUAUAGAACUUCCAAGUUUCUUCGACAGGAGUUUCGGCUGAAAGACAUGGCAGGGAACGUCAAAACAACCAAGGUGGCCAAUGAACUGGGCUGUGGUUUUGUGGGGAGGCUUUCCCUUCUCAGAAGCUACCUGCUGCGAAAAUCAUCCCUGCGUUCAUUAUCCAUUAAAUCUACCCACAAUAUACACAGCAAGGAGAGCAAAAACGGUUACAAAAAGCCUCCGAAUCAUGAAUCCAAGGGAGCGCCAAAUAUUCCCAUCGAGUCCCACAAACCAGAUUCGGAUCAGAAAACCAAGAAAGAGCACCUCCGGUCAUCACAACAGUCAAAACCGGAGGCCUUCAGAUGCUGCUAGAAGCUCAACGUCUUCCUCAGGUAAUUCAACCAGCACGAAGAAUGACGAGAACAAAUUACAGAGAGAGCCCGCCGGGAGUUCUCUGGAGCUUGCUAGGAUAAGCAAUAGUCACCAGCGAGAGAACGAGAAUAAAGCCACGGUUAACUUGAAACUCACUGGGAAUUUGCUCACAAAUAACAGCCCCAGAACUAGCGUUACAAAGAAAGUGGAAUCCGUUCCCAAGAGUAAAGAGUUGAAUUCCGUGACCAGUUCUCACAAUAACGCCGGGAUGGGGAACAUCAUGAGGAAGAACACCGAUGAGCUCGCGCAACUGCGGAGACAGAGGAUCCGAAUAGACCCUGAGGUGUUGAAGGCCGAGGGAAAUGAAGCCUACAAGCAGGGGAAAUUCGAAGAAGCUCUGAGUCUGUACGACCGAGCCAUUCUUCUGGAUUCAAGUAAGCCAACUUAUCAUUGCAAUAAGAGUGCGGCUCUGAUGGGCUUAGGCCGCCUUCCGGAAGCAAUGGUUGAAUGUGAGGAAGCUAUUCGCCUGGAACCUUCUUAUACAAGAGCUCACCACCGUUUGGCGGCUAUAUAUCUCAGACUCGGAGAAGCAGAAAAGGCCAUGCACUGCAAUAACUCAACUCCAUACGGGGACUCCGUACUCGCAUUCCAAGCUCAGGCCCUUCAAAAGCACGUUAAAAAAUGCCUUGAAGCUCGUAAAGUGAACGAGUGGAACACUAUACUAAAGGAAACACAAUAUGCAAUAUCAUUAUGUGCUGAUUCAGCUCCGCAGGUCUAUGCUUUGCUAACAGAAGCCUUACUGAAGCUCCUGAAACAUGGAGAGGCAUCUUCUACCUACGAAAAACUGCCCAAAUUUGAACUUGAUUGGUCUAUCAAGAUUUUUGGCGUACCGCAUACUGCAUAUUUGUUGAUAGUAGGCGCUCAGGUUCAAUUGGCAGCGGGCAGGUUUGACGAUGCCGUGACAGCUGCUCAGCAAGCAGCUGAACUUGAUCCAACCAACAAAGAGGUGAAUGCAGCGGUAAGAAAGACGAGAGCAGUGAGAUCAGCCAGAAUGAGUGGAAAUAUACUGUUCAAGGCAUCCAAAUUUAUGGAAGCGUGUGGGUUUUACAGCGAAGGGCUAGAGCAUGAUCCGUUCAACUCAGUGCUGCUAUGCAACAGAGCAGCUUGUCGUUCUAAGCUCGGUCAGUUUGAGAAAGCAAUUGAAGAUUGUAGUGCAGCCCUUGCUGUUCAGCCUUAUUACAGCAAGGCAAGGUUACGUAGGGCAAAUUGCAACGCCAAGUUGGAAAGAUGGGGGGCUGCCAUUCAAGACUACGAAAUGCUGAUGAGGGAAAAGCCAGGGGAUGAGGAAGUGGCAAGGGCUCUGUUUGAGGCACAACUUCAACUCAAGAUGCUACGAGGAGAAGAUAUUAAAGACUUGAAAUUUGGUUCCAACCUGGUUUUCAUCUCAAGCAACGAUCGCUUCAGACAUUAUGUUACCUUGCCAGGAAUGUCCGUGGUUCUGUUCUGCAACAAGGCAACCCACAAGCAAGUAUUGCUGGUAUUGGAGCAAACAUGCAAGAGAUUUCCCUCUAUUAAUUUCCUCAAGGUGGAGAUCGAAGACCACCCAUAUUUGGCAAAGUCAGAAGGCGUGAGCUCUGUCCCGGCCUUCAGAAUAUACAAGAACGGAUCAAGGGUCAAAGAGAUUCCGGGCAACAAACACGAGUUGUUAGAAAGAUCGGUUAAACUGUAUACUGGCUGAAGAUAAAUUGCAGUCCUCGGGUAAGAACUCUAUGCUGAGCACUCGAGGAAGAAGGUUCGACUAUGGAAAAUGAAAGGGAAUGUAAUCACGUCCAGAGAUGGGAAACUAAGUUAUGACUAAUUGUAUCUGCAUAAAUUUAUCGACGAUUCUUACAAGGCAGAGGAAACGUUGAAGGAAGCCGAGCGUCGUUGUGGCCAUAGGACAAGUAAAAAAGGAAUUCAUUGUGUGAUUAGUUGAUUCUUUGAAUCCUUUGAAAGUUUGUGCAGCCCUUUGUUCUUCAUACCGUGUAUUUCACAUUGGUUUGGCAUGCCUAAAUAACUAGGACGUUAGGAUCAACACAAAAAGGAAGAAGACAGAUUGUUUCAACUGCCAGAAUAGGUUUAUUGGUUGGUUUCUUGAUUACCUCGAAGGUACCAAUGGCUAAUCAAAGCCAUAAAUGCAAUUAUGCAGACCUGCAAUAGCUAGGACCAGUAGUCCGUCUAUUUCAAAAGGAAUGUGUUAUGUGAAGUGAGUCAUGUGGAUAAAUUAUAAAUAUUUGUAGUCAAAUAGGAUGAUUAAAAAAAUAUCAACGUGUGUUUUCAA